CUGUGGACAUCGACUUCUCUGAGACUUCAAACGGCCACCGCUUCCUAUCUUCUAUUAAUUUUUUCUGAAGAUAGCCGUAAAAGUGGGCGUGGCUUAUUGAAACUGUUUCAGGUGCACAAAGACGGCCAUUUAAUUUUAUUAUGUUCACGUCCGAACUGUCAUGAGAAAAAAUACGCGGAAUGUGAUGAACGAGCGUUUGUGAAAUCAUGUUCAAGUAACACGUCAUGGGUGGGUGGUCUGCAAAAAACAGUGGACAAUCAAGCUGCACUAUUGGAAGAAAUUGAAGAGUCACCCGUAAACGACAAAGCAGUGAUUUUUUUUUACCAGAAAGAUAGAAUUCUCUCCAAAGAAAAUCCUUCUGCACUUUCAAAACCCGAAUAUUUUAGAGAGUACUACUCACUGACAAUCCAUCGGUACUUCUGUGGAAGAAUUCCUGACACACCACCUGACUGGUACUUAAGAAGAAAUUGGCCUUACUGGCCAGAAAACCAGACGUUUUAG
Messenger RNA from Angiostrongylus costaricensis, 501 nucleotides. The record is from the annotation of a GenBank genome assembly. NCBI's taxonomy places the organism in Eukaryota, Metazoa, Nematoda, Chromadorea, Rhabditida, Metastrongylidae.